AUGAUGGAUUUCUUCAACGCCCAGAUGCGCCUGGGGGGGCUCACCCAAGCCCCCGGGAACCCCGUGCUGGCGGUGCAGAUCAACCAGGAUAAGAAUUUUGCUUUCUUGGAGUUUCGCUCGGUGGAUGAGACCACGCAGGCGAUGGCGUUCGACGGGAUCAUCUUCCAGGGGCAGUCCCUGAAAAUCCGCCGCCCCCACGACUACCAGCCGCUGCCCGGCAUGUCGGAGAACCCCUCGGUCUACGUGCCGGGUGUUGUCUCCACGGUGGUGCCUGACUCCGCUCACAAACUGUUCAUCGGGGGCCUCCCCAACUACCUGAACGACGACCAGGUGAAGGAGCUGCUGACGUCCUUCGGGCCGCUCAAAGCCUUCAACCUGGUGAAGGACAGCGCCACCGGGCUGUCCAAGGGCUACGCCUUCUGCGAGUACGUGGACAUCAACGUCACCGACCAGGUACCCCCACAUCCCCCAGAAUCCUUCCCAGGGAGCCCCCACAACCCAACACUCGGCCACCCCCCCCCCCCAAAAAAAAAAAAUCUCCGGGUCUUUGGGUUUCUGCUUCCCAAACCCCGUCCGUGGGUGCCACCCCGAAGACAAACUCCGUGUCCCCUUUCCUACCCACGUCCGUGUGGUGCUCCCUUUCUUUUUAGGGGAGGUUUUGGGGUCUCCUUGGCCCUUCCCUCUUGGGGUGACGCCGUUUGGGUUUGGGAAGCCCCCGGCGCGGGCGGCCUCAAGUUCAGCCUCCCGAAGCGGCCCUUCGUGUUAACGAACCCGAGCUUUAACGAGCAGCACAGCACCGAGAAGCACCACGGGUAA
Molecule: messenger RNA, 816 nt
Organism: Numida meleagris (helmeted guineafowl)
Lineage: Eukaryota; Metazoa; Chordata; Aves; Galliformes; Numididae
Gene: U2AF2
Product: U2 small nuclear RNA auxiliary factor 2
Exons: 5
Coding region: 1-816 (271 amino acids)
Cellular component (GO): commitment complex; U2AF complex; nuclear speck
Molecular function (GO): pre-mRNA 3'-splice site binding; poly-pyrimidine tract binding
Source: RefSeq, a predicted model, not a curated record